AUGAGCGUGGAUGCUUUGGGGAUCCCAGUGAUGGACCCUGCUGCACUCUCCCGGCGGAGCACGGCACUGAGCUUAGUAGACUUGGCGGGGGCUCCUCGCCCCCAGCACCACCACCGCCCCCCUCCGAGCAUGCCGGCCUUCCCGGCCUUCGCCGGGCACCCCCACGCCACGGCGCCCACGCCGCCGGGGGAGCACGCCGCCGAGUCCCGCCUUGGGCCAGAACACAUGGGGCACCGCCACCAUCCUCCUCCUCAGCCUCCUCCUCAGCAUCGCCCCGCGACCCUUAAGCUCGGCCCUGCCCCUCAGCCCCGCCACCAGCUCCACCACCACCAUCAUCAUCAUCAUCAUCCUCAUCAUCCGGCAGGCCAAGCCCAGGUGGUCUCUAGUCAAACAGGAGCGUUUGGCCCGGCGCAGUCACCAGCAGUCCCCUACCCCGUCUCUCACACAGCCCAGGCUCUGGCAGCAGGUAGCUACCCUGGACACCAUGGUCACCACCAGCACCACCACUCAGAAGCUGGGAAUCCCUCUCUGUUCACUGGACUCCAUGAGCAGCCUCCCCAUGCAGCUCCAGGUGGCCAUCUAAACGGACAGAUAAGACUGGGGUUACCUGGAGAAAUGUACGCCAGGUCUGAACAUUUCAGUCAAGUACCAGCCUCCAGGACAGAUCCUUUUGCUGCUUCUUCGCUUCAUAGCUACGGUGGCAUGAAUCUGAACGUGAACCUGGCUCCACACCACGGCCCGGGGGCCUUCUUUCGUUACAUGAGGCAGCCCAUCAAACAGGAACUCAUCUGUAAGUGGAUUGAGUUGGACCAGACUCCCAAAAAAUUAUGCUCGAAAACUUUCAGCACGAUGCACGAGCUGGUGACUCAUGUCACCGUGGAGCACGUUGGAGGACCCGAGCAGUCCAAUCACAUAUGUUUCUGGGAAGAGUGUCCAAGAGAAGGGAAACCUUUCAAGGCCAAAUACAAACUUGUAAAUCACAUCAGAGUCCACACAGGUGAAAAACCUUUCCCCUGCCCUUUCCCAGGCUGUGGUAAAGUGUUUGCCAGAUCAGAGAAUCUCAAAAUACACAAAAGAACUCAUACAGGGGAGAAGCCGUUCAAAUGCGAAUUCGAGGGCUGCGACAGACGCUUCGCCAACAGCAGUGACAGGAAGAAGCACUCGCACGUCCACACCAGCGACAAGCCCUACAACUGCAAAGUGAGAGGCUGCGACAAGUCCUACACCCACCCCAGCUCCCUGCGAAAACACAUGAAAGUGCACUGCAAAUCCCCUCCUCCCAGCUCCGGCUACGAGUCCUCCACGCCCUCCUUGGUGUCCCCCUCCUCGGACUCCGGCCGGGAGCCCCCCGCCUCGUGUUCCCACGCCGAGCCCUCCACGCCCGCGCCGCCCGCCGCCAACCUGAGCGAAUGGUACGUGUGUCAGGGCGCGGGGGCCCGCGGCCCCCCCGGCCCUCCCGGGCCCCCCGCCGCCCCCCUGCCGUCGCGCCCCGACGGGCAGCCCCGGCCCCGCUGCUAG
Messenger RNA from Cygnus atratus (black swan), 1518 nucleotides. RefSeq names its product Zic family member 4 (gene ZIC4). Gene Ontology annotation, biological process: regulation of transcription by RNA polymerase II; central nervous system development. The record is from RefSeq and is a predicted model, not a curated record. The transcript is spliced from 3 exons. Gene Ontology annotation, cellular component: nucleus. Gene Ontology annotation, molecular function: RNA polymerase II cis-regulatory region sequence-specific DNA binding; DNA-binding transcription factor activity, RNA polymerase II-specific. Bases 1 to 1518 code for a protein of 505 amino acids. Lineage: Eukaryota; Metazoa; Chordata; Aves; Anseriformes; Anatidae.